Fragaria vesca subsp. vesca is the source of this 1263-nucleotide messenger RNA. RefSeq names its product aspartic proteinase CDR1-like. The transcript has a single exon. Lineage: Eukaryota; Viridiplantae; Streptophyta; Magnoliopsida; Rosales; Rosaceae. The coding region runs from base 1 to 1263 and encodes 420 amino acids. The record is from RefSeq and is a predicted model, not a curated record. Gene Ontology annotation, cellular component: extracellular region.
AUGGCAGCCAUGGAUACUAUCCUUUGUCAUGCACUCUUUGGUGUAGCAUUUGUGAUUACUCUUUUCAUAUAUCUUGGAUCAACCUCUGCUACAGAAGCAAGCAAUGGUGGGUUUAGUGUCAAACUUGUCCACCGAAAUUCCCCAAAAUCGCCGUUCUACAAUCCUAGCAAAGCUUCUACGAGCAAGCCACAGUCACCAGUACAAGCCAACAACGGCCAGUAUCUUAUGAAGCUCUCACUCGGAAAUCCUCAAUUUGAUCUUUACGGCAUUGCUGAUACAGGCAGUGACUUAUUGUGGGCACAAUGUGUACCAUGUGAGGGCUGCUAUAAGCAAAUCAAACCCAAAUUUGAUCCGAAUAAGUCAUCAACAUAUAGCGACCUACCUUGUGAUGCACCAGAAUGUAGUUUGGUUCCUAAUUCUUGUUCAACACAAAAUGUUUGCAAUUACGAUUACGAAUACGGAGACGGUUCGGUGGUCAGGGGGGUAUUGGCUAAAGAGACCAUUUUCCUAGAAUCCACGUCUGGGAAUGGUACUGUUGCCCUAAAAGGUAUUACCUUUGGUUGUGGACAUAACGAUACAGGGGUUUUUAACCAAGAUGAUAUGGGUCUAAUUGGCCUUGGAGGAGGGCCUAUAUCUUUCAUUUCUCAAAUGGCUCCCUUGGUUGGAGGCAAGAAGUUCUCAUACUGUUUGGUUCCAUUUCAUACUGACCCUAGUAUCGAAAGCAAGAUGAGCUUCGGAAAGGGCAGUGAAGUGUUGGGUGAAGGUGUGGUUACAGUGCCGUUGGUGCCGAAAGACGACACCUUUUAUUCUGUGACGGUGGAAGGAUUUAGCGUCGGAGACAAGUUUGUGCCUUUUGAUUCAUCAGGGAAAGUUGAGAAGGGCAACAUAUUCCUCGACUCCGGGACACCACCUACUUAUAUACCAACAGAUUUAUAUGAAAGGUUGGUAGCCGAGCUGGGGAAACAGAUUCCGAUGGCACCGAUUAAAGAUGACCCAGAUUUGGGGAAUCAGCUGUGCUACAAAACCAAGACGAAUCUCAAGGGACCAAUAUUGACGGUGCAUUUUGAAGGGGGUACUAAUGUGAAGUUGACAUCAACACAAACCUUUAUUCCACCAAAAGAUGAGGUUUUCUGCUUUGCAAUGAUAGGCGAUGACAGUGGUGUUAACAUUUAUGGAAACUUUGCUCAGACAAAUUUCUUGAUUGGAAUGGACCUUGAAAAAAGGGUGGUCUCUUUCAAGUCAACUGAUUGCGUCAAAGAUUAA